Molecule: messenger RNA, 1374 nt
Organism: Daphnia magna
Lineage: Eukaryota; Metazoa; Arthropoda; Branchiopoda; Diplostraca; Daphniidae
Gene: CHMP2B
Product: charged multivesicular body protein 2b-B
Exons: 7
Coding region: 594-1226 (210 amino acids)
Biological process (GO): protein transport; endosome transport via multivesicular body sorting pathway; late endosome to vacuole transport
Cellular component (GO): multivesicular body; ESCRT III complex
Source: RefSeq, a predicted model, not a curated record
UGAAAUCUCAAAUAGUGUGUUGGUCAUAGAUAGUAUAGAUAGUGUAGAUCACUUUUUAAGCAGCGUAGUUACUGCUGGAUACACUAAAAUUGAACGUUGGCAUCACUGAGCCGCUAGUCUAUCCAGAUUUUGCUGCUACUUGUCUCUUUACAUUGUACAUUUACAUCAUUGGGCCAAAAAUUCUAAGAAGACUAACAACCUUUGAUGGCAUAUCAAUUCUUAUGCAAGAGAAAAUUGCAAAGAAAACUACAAACGAAGAAAUGUCAUUCUACUAACGAGAAAAUUGCUUUAAAACUCGAAUUUUUAAAUAAGAUAGUGAAGAAGACGAAUAUCGAGUGAGAGGCCGCACAAAUUUUGAGGCUUAAAAAUAAAUCUUCGGGUUUUCUUGCAACCAAUGAAAGCAAGGUCGUGGUCACGUGAUUUUGUUGGAACUAAAAUCUACUGGUACACAGAGGUCGUUGACAAAACCACGAGCUAUCUCCUGUGAUUGGUUAACUACGACACCGAAGAACAAUUUGUUUCUUUAUAAAAUCUGAGCUUUUCAAUAAAGAAGUUCUUAAUCUUCAAACUAGUGCUGUUAAGAAACAUUCGCGAUGGAUUUCUUCGCUAAAAAACCAACCAUGAAAGAGCAAAUGCGUGAUGUGGAUAGGCAGCUGAGGAAAACUGGAAGAGAGGUUGAUAGAGAUAGACGAGAACUAGAGAAAGAGGAAAAGAAAUUGGAGAUGGAGAUUAAAAAUGCAGCAAAAACUGGAAAUAAGCAAGCUUGCACAGUCCUAGCCAAACAAUUGGUACAACUUCGAAAACAAAAGGAGCGGACAUAUGCCGCCAACAGCAAGAUUACCUCAAUAAAUUCCCAAACAAAAGUAAUGGGAGCUAACGUGAAACUAGCUGGAGCUAUGACAACUGCCACUCAAAGUAUGGUAUCAAUGAACAAAACCUUGAAGCCGGAACAGUUGAGUCGAACCAUGCAAGAGUUUGGAAAAGCUUCUACUCACAUGGAAAUGACUGAAGAGAUGAUGAGUGAUGCCUUGGAUGAUAUUUUGAAUGAAAGUGGGGAUGAGGAAGCAGGUGAUUCUAUUGUCCAGCAAGUUCUGGAUGAAAUUGGCAUUGACAUAACCACAAAGGUUUCCAAAGCGCCAUCUGCUCCAUCCAGGUUGGGUGCUUCUUCUACCGCAGAUAACGAAUUUGCAGAUUUGGAAAAGCAAUUAGCCAAACUGAAAAGUUAGCUAUUGAGGAAUUGAUCCUACAACAUUAUUAUCGCCUUGUGCGAUCGUGCCCAAGUACUAUUACCAUUCUUAUCUCUUCGAAUUCAAGUAUGUCUAUAUCGUUCUAAAAGGUAUUGUUUUCAGAAUAAAUAAAGAAAAUGGCCUUCAA